ACAUCAUUGCAUUUGUCAAUACUUAUUGCUGCUUUGUGAGGCAGUCACCAUUGAACUCCAUUGAGCCGAUAUCUUUGUUCUUUCCUUAGUUAUACAACUAUUUAAGUGGAGCGGUCUCGACGUGACGGACAUGUUUUUCAGGCUACUAAUCGUAAUCGAGUUCGCUAUUGACGGCCUAAACUCUGACGGUGGAUCAAGCUGAAAAUGGAGUGCAAAAUAAAGUUACUGUCUCUUCCUAAAGAACUCUUGACUUACAUUCUGAGCUUCCUUCCUUGGCGAGACAUUCUUCGUUGUACAUCCCUAUGCAAGGCCCUUCGCGAAACAUACAUGUCAUCCUCCGAGCUUCAGUACGUCACUGAACUCGGUAGCCAACAAUUGCUUCCUGUUUCCAACAGUCACAUCUCUGUUUCAAAGCGCCUACAACUCCUAAGGGAAAAUAACCUCGCAUGGUCCAAAUUUGAUCUCUGUUCUUUGGAAACAAUCCCUAUACCAGAAAAUUUUCAGACGGUCACAGCAACGUACAUCACCAAUGGGCAUGCAUGUUUCUGGAAACCAUCUAUAGAUUCUGUCAAAAUCUUUCCAAUACUACCCAAACCAUCACAGCAAACCAUCGAGCGUGAUCUCUCUCCGGGUUCGCUUUGUUCGGUUCCCAACCACAGUAACAUCGAUAUUUUCAUGGACGCAGCGCAAAAUCUGCUCGCCAUCGCCUAUGCCAUUAGGGAUGAUAAUUACCCAUCUGAUGAGGAGUCCUAUAUCGAGCUUCUAACCCUGGAUGGAGAUAGCGUCCACCCCCAAGCUGCUGGACGGACAUUGUUUAUGUCUGACUUGUGGCUGCCCAGAAGCCGUGAGAACUUUGAAACACCGUGUUCAAAACUCGAAGGUUUUGGGAGGCAUAUCGCUUUCCUUCGCUUCGUACCAUUGUUUGAUAGUACAGACUUCUCAUUCGCGUCCAUAUGGUGGUUGCAGAUUUGGGACUGGCAACACUCAACUUCGUCCAAUAGCAUCCUCAGUGGCCCAAUUGUACUAGAUGUGGAUUCCGAUGGGUCAACUGACUUUUGUUUCCUCGGAAACGAUAGAUUUUUAAUUAUUAGCGACGAUCUAAAACUCUAUUCAAUUGAGGAUAUGUCCAAGUCACCGCAAUUGCUGGCAUGCUUCUUGUUGCCUUCAUCAGUGUUGGACCUACGGUGCUUCACUCCGACGAACGAUAUUGCAUGUAGCUCGCAUCCGAAGAUGCAAGCCCAGUGGAUCUCAGACCCUAAGCAUCGAUUACUCUCCCUUGUCUCACAUUCUUCACAUCUUGUCUUCGUUAUUUCCACCAGGAUUUUCUUCGAUGACUUUAUUGAUUCGGAGGGAAUACUUGGCGUUAGCGGGAACCGAGCUUUGGUACAGGUUACAUUUGAUGGACUUCAGCCCAUCAGCUGUGAGGCGCCACCAGCCAGGCCUAGGAAGGCUGGUUAA
Molecule: messenger RNA, 1458 nt
Organism: Suillus subaureus
Lineage: Eukaryota; Fungi; Basidiomycota; Agaricomycetes; Boletales; Suillaceae
Exons: 6
Coding region: 205-1458 (417 amino acids)
Molecular function (GO): protein binding
Source: RefSeq, a predicted model, not a curated record